AUGGCGGACGCAGAAGAAAAGGCUCGAGCUGAGAAGCUUGCUGCUGCGAAGAAAAGGGUAGCGCAAAUACAGAAACAAAAGGGGAAGAAAGGGAAGAAAGGGGAAUCCAGUAAACAAACUGCUACAUUACCGGAAGCGGGGGACAAAGCCCCAGCUCCAGAAUCUAAACAGGAGCCAGAGCCAGAGCCAGAGCCAGAACAACGGCCAGAGGCGGAAUCUCCGAAAGGCACUACCGUUGAAAAGGACGAUGCUGAAGAAGCAGUUGCAGAAGUGCCAAUUUCUACCGAAGAGCCAACAGAUGACAGUAAUAAGAAGGAGGGAGAUGGCGACGAACCACCGCCCAAAGUUCGAACUCAUGGUCGUCAGCCAUCGAUAUCUGUUCAAUCCAAACUACGCUCCUCAUCGUUUCGUCAAGACUCAAAAUUACCUGGAGUCAGCACCAGUUCUUCUGGUGUCAAAUCUCCUACAUUGCCUCUCAGUCCUGACGGAAGCACGGCACCAGAAAUGUUCAGGAAACAAGCUAUAAGGCUGGAGGAACUAGAGAAGGAGAAUAAACGCUUGGAAAAAGAGGUGGAAAUGACAAGUGCAAAGUGGAAAAAGUCGGAGGAACAGCUUGAUGAUUUACGUGAGGCUAGCACCGAAACUAUCGAGCUGAAAGCGAAGCUUGCAAAAGCCGAAAUGCAGGCAGAGGAAGUGGAGAAGCUUAAAGCAGAAAUAAGUGCUCUACAACGACAAAACUCCCAUCUUCAUACUCGAUCACAUCGACCAUCGAAUAGUGUCGCAGUGUCUGGGAAUGCGGACUCGCCAGUGUCUGAACUACAGAGCCAACUAGAUGCAAAAUCAGCGACAAUUGAAAAUAUGGAGAUGGAAAUAUCUAAUCUACGAGCACAGUUGAACUCUCAAUCUACCCACUCUUCUGCACACGAGGAGCAAAUUUCGGCUUUGGAAGAUAAGCUAUCUCGCAGUGAAAGUGCACUAGAAAAGUCACAGAGAGAGCUUGCAGAUGCCAAACAAGCUAUUAGUCGAGCCGCGGAGAAAGCAGUUAAAGAAGGCGUAGACAAGACAUCUACCGAAACCCUUGUUAAGAGCUUAGAACGUCAACUGCGAGAAUCUGAGGAAGCUAAGGCUGAAGCCGAUAGAAGAGCAGACCUAUUGGAGAAAAAGUUGCAGGCUCUAAGCAAUCUGCAUAAGGAGUCUGAAAGUCGGCAUCAAACCCGUCUAAGAGAACGGGACAAAUUUGAAAAAGAUGUAGCAAUUCUAACGAAAAAGAUAGCGACAACCGAAAAUGAGAAUCUCAGGCUUAAAGAGGAACGGGAUCGGCUGAGAAAGCGCGAGGCCUCAGGCACCGGAGCUGACGAAGGCCUAGAUGAGCUCGAAGACGAAGAGCGGCUCCGUCUCGAGCGUAAAGUUCGAGAUUUGGAGGGAGAAGUUUUUGAUCUUCGACGAGGUAUCUGGAAAGAACGAAAACGUGAACUCUCAUCUCAUAAUGAUGACCAGGGUGUCCAUGCAGAUGAAAAGCUUUUAACUGGUACAUUCGACGAUGUCGACCUCAUUGGAGGUGCGCCGGGAGGACAUAGUUAUACUGGCCGUCGCAGCAUAACCCAGAGGCCACAACAACACUCUUCUUUUGCGACUGUGUUUCAGAGCGGCCUUUCUGCGUUUACUGGUGCGCAGGAUCAAGAUAGAGGCCGUAAGAGCUUCGACUAUGGCUCCCAUCCGGACCCGAAUGAUGAUUUCCUUGACGAUGAUGCGUUCGAUGAGGAUGCCUUUGCUCGUGCGCAAGAGGAGGAAGAGGCCAAGAACCGAGUAGAAUGGGCGCGAGAGAUUAAAGGAAAGCUGAAAAACUGGAAGGGUUGGCGGUUAGAUCUUGUGGAAUGUCGGUAUGGAGCUCAGGGGGCUGGGAUUGGGCUGGGGGAAAUCUUUGAGGCAUGA
This is a messenger RNA of Microsporum canis CBS 113480, 1932 nucleotides long. Its product is annotated as M protein repeat protein. Lineage: Eukaryota; Fungi; Ascomycota; Eurotiomycetes; Onygenales; Arthrodermataceae. The transcript has 3 exons. The record is from RefSeq and is a predicted model, not a curated record. Bases 1 to 1932 code for a protein of 643 amino acids.